AUGCAACGAGCUAUUACGUCAUUUUUUCUAACAUCGCCAAAGAACAAGUCAGAUGAGCAGAAUGGCAGUAAAAAUGAGGAGAAGCCAGUCAAGAAAACAAGUCCUCAAAACACUGACCUGAAGAUGAAGAAGGCGGUGAAGACAUCAGCUAAAGAAACAGAUAGUCCUGUGAAAAAGCCUAAGAAACGAGCAAAACUGAGAAAAUCCAAAAAUGCAUUUCUACAUUAUUUUUCCUCUCUCUUUUCUCUCUCUCUUUUUCUCUCUCUCUUCUCUUUUCUCUGUUCUCUUCUCUUCUCUUUUCUCUCUCUUUUCUCUCUCUUUCUCUCUCUCUUUUCUUUCUUUCUCUCUGAUUUCUCUCUUUUUCUCUCUUUUCUAGAUUUCUCUCUUUCUUUUCUCUUUUCUUAUUUUUCUCUCUUUUCUUUUUUCUUUUUUUUUUCUCUUUUUUUUCUUUUCUUCUCUCUUUUCUCUUCUUUCUCUCUGAUCUUCUCUCUUUUCUUUCUCUCUCUUUUUUCUCUCUCUCUUUUCUUCUCUCUCUUUAUUUCUCUCUCUUUUCUUUUUUCUCUCUCUUUUCUUCUCUCUCUUUUCUUCUUCUUUUCUUCUCUCUCUUUAUCUCUUUCUGAUUUUCUUCUUCUUUCCUCUUUCUUCUCUUUCUCUCUCUAUUACAUCAAGGCAGAUCCUAGUACCCCAAGCAGUAGUAAAACUGAUGUAUCUUGUACACCUGAGAAGUCACCAUUUGGUAUUCCGAAACGAAAAACAGCUCGAAAAUCGGUUGCUGGUGGUGGUAACCCAAGCAAAAAAAGGAAGGUCAGUGGUGAUGAUAGCAAGAACAAACGGUCUCGCAAAAUCGAUGAUGAUGAUGAAAGUGAACAAAUGGAAGCAGAUGAUGACAAGCUCUCUGCCACAGUGAAAACGGAUAAAGAUGACAAGGAUUCAGAAGAUGAGGAUGCUGAUGACAAAGAAAAAGAAUCAAAAAAAGAGUCCAAGAAAUCUUCAAUUAAAAAAGAAAAGGUUUCUCCCAAAAAUGAAAAACAGAAGAAAAAGUCUGAGGAUGAAGAAAGUUCAAAAAAAUCAAUUCACAGUUUUUUUGGCCCGAGAUCUACCAAUUCAAAUAGUGACAAGAAGUCAGCAACCAAAGAAAAGAAGAGGAGUCCAUCUAAGGGGCAAAAUGAAAAAUCCAAAUCUUCUGCAGAAAAUUCACCAGAAGAUUUUUUUUCUUUCUUUUUUUUCCUCUUUGACUUGAUUUCUUUUUACCUUCCCUUAUUGCAGACAUUCUUUCACUUCUUGUCAUUUUUUCUUUUUUUUCUUAUCUUUUUUCUUUUUUUUCUUCUCAUCUUUUUUCUUUUUUUUCUUCUCAUCUUUUUUCUUUUUUUUUCUUCUCAUCUUUUUUCUUUUUUUUCUUCUUCUCAUCUUUUUUCUUUUUUUUCUUCUUCUCAUCUUUUUUCUUUUUUUCUUCUUCUCAUCUUUUUUCUUUUUUUUCUUCUUCUCAUCUUUUUUCUUUUUUUCUUUUUCUUCACAUCAUUUAUUGUUUUUUCCUACUCUCUUUUUUCUCCUACUCUCUUUUUUCUCCUACUCUCUUUUUUCUCCUACUCUCUUUUUUCUCCUACUCUUUUUUUUUCUCUCCUUUUUCUUUUACUUCUCUCCUUUUUCUUUUACUUCUCAUCUAUUCAUCUCUCCCCAAUUUCUCUUUAA
Molecule: messenger RNA, 1689 nt
Organism: Acanthosepion pharaonis
Lineage: Eukaryota; Metazoa; Mollusca; Cephalopoda; Sepiida; Sepiidae
Source: the annotation of a GenBank genome assembly